This is a messenger RNA of Lycium ferocissimum, 3118 nucleotides long. Its product is annotated as protein JOKA2. The record is from RefSeq and is a predicted model, not a curated record. The transcript is spliced from 7 exons. Bases 259 to 2874 code for a protein of 871 amino acids. NCBI's taxonomy places the organism in Eukaryota, Viridiplantae, Streptophyta, Magnoliopsida, Solanales, Solanaceae. Gene Ontology annotation, molecular function: zinc ion binding; protein binding.
AAAGAAGUAUAUAAGUGAUAGUCGUGCGAAUACAACACAUAGCAUUUGAGUAUAGUGAGCGAAGCGCGGCUUACGGUUACGCGUGGAAUCAUAUCGUGAGAUUACUGUCUUCGUUUAUAUCGCUCUGUUGAAGUAUUCGUCUCUUCUUUCUCCUUAAUUUAUAGGGUUAGGGUUUUUGUUAUCAAUCUGUUUAUAUAAAGUGAUUUUCGUACUUAAAAAAGUUGUGCGGCUUACUGGAACGCUACUCUCUACCUAGCUAUGGCGUCUUCUAUUGUGAUCAAGGUCAAGUAUGAAGAGACACUCAGGCGAUUCAAUGCUUGUGUCAUCAAUGAGAAGCUUGAUCUUAACAUGGGUGGAUUGAGAGAUAAGAUUAUUCAACUUUUCAACUUUGCUUGUGAUGCUGAACUCACACUAACAUACAUUGACGAGGAUGGCGAUGCAGUAACACUCGUUGAUGAAGAGGAUCUGAAGGAUGUUACGAGGCAGGACCUGAAUCCUUUGAGAAUAUCUGUGAGGUUAAAUGCUGCCGAAAGAAGUGGCAGACCUUCAGCUAGAUCUAGUGGAAGGUCUACUCCCUUACAGUCACCUCGGGUCCAGCCUCCAUUCCCAAACUUGAAUUCCGGUGUUUCUGAUGUUCUCAAGUCCGUUCCAGAACCUCUGCGUGAAUCUGUGGUAAAGGUCUUAUCUGAGCUGACUACUAGGGCUUCAUCCUCUACUCCCAUCCUUGCUGAGCUUGUUGAUGCUAUGUCUAAGAUGGGGCUAUCUUACUACCAAAAUCAGGCUUCAGGGCCUCAACCUGUCAAAGAAGCUGGUUCCGUUAGUGGAACAUCUAAUGGAAAUACUAUGAGUGCUGAUGGAGGAAAGCCAAAUGUUAAAAGUGGAGAGCCAUCCCUGAAGAGGAAUGAGCCCCUCACAGCACUACGUAAUGAGGAGAAUCUAUUGAGGACUACAGAUUCAAAACCUAAGGCCUCCAAUGAAGCUGUAGAUGCCUCAGUCAAGCUAAUAUCUAAAUCAAAAACUUUGGAAGGUGAUCAAACCGGAGCUCAGUCAUCAUCAUUCAAGGGUCCUAAAGCUCAGGCAUCGUUGGUGAAGACCAUUGGUGGAAAGACUAUUGGCGUUGCAUAUUUGAGUUCCUCACCUAAUCCACCAGAAAAAACUUCUGAUGAGCAGCCCAGCAAGGGUCAUCCUGUAGCUAAGCCGGUUGAUUUGGGCGCCUCUGCAAGCUCUAGUAAAUUGGAACAGUGCAACUGCGAUUCCCUCAUUGCAAAUCCCAGUGGCAGUUCAACCAAGAAGCCUUUUGAUGGCUUCAAUCCUGUACAUCGUCAAGUUCCAAUGAACACUGUCAAUGUGAAUGAUUCCCGUAAUGCAGGUUCCAGUGGCAUUUCAAUGAAGAUGCCGUAUGAUGGCUUCAGACCUGUAAAUGCUUUACGUCUAGUUCCGCUUAACCCUGUGAAUGAGUGUCCGUUUUCUGGGGUGCCAACGGCAAACAACCCUGUGCCAAUUCCCAACUUCCCUUUUGGGGUCCCACUUAAAAGGGGCCAUAAUAACAAUGAUGGGACUGGGACUCUUUUCCAUAAAGGUGUACGCUGUGAUGGUUGUGGGGUUCAUCCGAUAACUGGCCCUAGGUUCAUAUCUAAAGUUAAGGAGAACUACGAUCUCUGCAGCAUAUGUUUUGCUGAAAUGGGAAAUGAUGCUGAUUACAUCAGAAUGGACCGUCCUUUAGCUUACCGGCAUCCCUUGUCUUUCAAGGGUUUACAAGAUCUUCAGAGUCAACAACAAAAGUGUUUACAGGAUAUGAAUGCCAGGUUGCGUGCCGGUGCUCCAACUGUCCCACAAGUCUCUCGAGGCUAUGGGUGGAAAUCAGGUCGGCCAAAGCUGGACAGCCGCUUCAUACAGGAUGUCAAUAUCCUGGAUGGAACCAUCAUGACCCCCUUGACUCGAUUUACCAAGAUCUGGAAAAUGAAGAACAAUGGUAAUCUCGUCUGGCCUCAAGGAACUCAGCUUGUUUGGAUUGGGGGAGAUAGAUUAAGUGAUAAAUUCUCUGUUGAAUUAGAGAUCACUCCAGCUGGCUUGGCUGUUGACCAGGAGCUUGAUGUGGCAGUUGAUUUUACUGCUCCUGAGCAUCCUGGUAGGUACAUGUCCUACUGGAGAUUGGCUUCGUCUUCGGGGCAGAAAUUUGGCCAGCGUGUAUGGGUGCUUAUCCAGGUCGAUGCUGUAUUAAACCAGCCAAAACAGGAGUUGGUCCACGAAGCUUUUCAGGGGUUAAACUUGAAUUUACCUCCUGCCAGCAGUGAUGUGUCCGGACCUGAUAUUUUCAAUGUGAAUCCAGAACCUCAGAAUGUCCUACCUGAGCCUAAGAGCUUUAGUACAAUGGAGUUGGUUGAUUCAGUGGCUGAAGAAAACCAAAACAAGGAGCAGGAAGCCAAAUUUCCUAUUAAUGAUAACUUGUUGGUUGGUGGUUUUGGUGACAAGCCAAGCUCUCCAUCUGCUCCUGGCUCACCAAUUUCGUAUCCAAUUAUUGAUUCAACUGAGGAGGCAGCAGCGGUUACUUCCAUGGUACCAUCAGCUGCUGUUGCUAUGCAGGCACCACUCCAGGAUGUUAGAGGGAAUAGCGAAGUUGAGGUGUCCCUCCUCCGGGAGCUGGAGGAAAUGGGUUUCAAGCAGGUAGAUCUGAACAAAGAAAUCUUGAGGAAGAAUGAGUAUAAUUUGGGGCAGUCAGUUGAUGAUCUCUGUGGUGUUGCCGAGUGGGAUCCUAUCCUCGAAGAGCUGGAGGAGAUGGGUUUCUGCGACAAAGCAAUGAAUAAGAAGCUGCUUGAGAAGAACAACGGAAGCAUCAAGCGUGUUGUCAUGGAUCUUAUUGCUGGAGAGCAGUAGGAGAGAUUUACUAUUUCUCCUGUCGCGCGAUGGAUAGUUUGGUAUGAAUAAUUGAUGGGAGGCAACAUAAUGGUUUUGGUUACUGUUUGUCUGCUAUGUUUUGGUUGUUUGUCAACUAUGAUUUGCCAAACUCUUUUAAGUUAUGUUAUUGCGUGAACUAGCUGUGUAAUAUGUAGUAUGGUAUUAGUCGUAUCUCGAAACCUAUGAUAUUUAGUAUAAUGAAUAUGAAUGUUUUUCUUCCUAA